This is a messenger RNA of Cladocopium goreaui, 2995 nucleotides long. NCBI's taxonomy places the organism in Eukaryota, Dinophyceae, Suessiales, Symbiodiniaceae. The record is from the annotation of a GenBank genome assembly.
GCGAAAUCGCGUCCCAACUGAAACAGCACCUGCCGUGAUGGCGAAGCUUUGACGUUCACAAAGGCUAUGGAUGUCAGGGAGGCGCUGUCACGGCUGUCACGUCGGAGAGCUUUGCAUGGAACCCUGCGCCUGUUAGUGCCUCUACUAUGGCCUCAGGUUGCAGAAGCCUCAUGUCAGUUGAGACCGGAGCAAUUCCGCUCGUCCAUGGUGCUGCAGGGGGUAGAGUUUGAUGGUGCCUAUGCGCUGAGUAUCAGUGAGGCACUGGGCUGCUUGCAGGAGGUGACAACGCCUCUGGGUCCAGUGAACCAAUCCCUUCAUGCCAUUGCAGAUUUUUAUGAGCAGUUUUACGCCUUCAGAUACAUUUGCAUCGACCCAGCGGCCUCCAGCCAGAGUCAGGAGCCGCCCUUCGACUAUGGGGUCUAUGGCACUCCUCGAGGUGGUGGCGCGUCCGCCGAGGAUGCCAAAGUCGACCUCAUCCACGAGUUGCGUGCGCUGGCAGCCUCUUUGCCGCCCAACCCUGGAAUCAAUGAGUGGUUCCCGCCGGCGAAUACCAUCUUUGCGAGGCUCCGGGAUGCACACGUGGACUGGCGCAACGGUGGCACCAAGGCCGAUACUGUGCUGAACCAGUUCGUCUUCAUCUUACAAGACGACGCCACGUUGGCUCCCGUGCAGAUACAGGUCUCAUCCGCCUCGAGCCUCGAGAUCGAUGGCUAUGCAGACGCCAGGUUUAUUUCUGGUGAGAAGGAGAUUGAGAGCAUUGAUGGGCUGAAACCCAUGCAGUGGUUUCGAGUGCGAGUGCUCGAGAAUCCGGCCUUCAACUAUGCAUACAAGAGUCUCGGUUCGCGUGCCAAUCGCAUGCUGAACUCUGGAAGGGUAGGCUUCGCAUGGCUAGGGAGCCACAUGGGCGAUGUGUCCACCUUGAAGCCAUCCGCGGAGGUUCGCUUCAAAGGUGGUCAGAACAAUACCUGGACCUGGACCUGGCUGUUGCUCACAAGGAGCUUGAGAUCGUGCCCCAGACAGGACGCGGCGUGCAUCGUCGAACUGCUGAAGGGCCCACUGAAAGCUUCUGGGUCUCUUUAUCGCGAUGCUGAAGAGGCCUUUGGCCAGCUGCGCGAAGCACAUCAACAUGAAUUGGUGGAUGAAGCCCCUGAGAUGCCGGAUGCGGCCAUGCUGAAACGGCUGGCUGAGGACUCCGGGCUUCGCUCCUUACUGCGAAUCUCCGAGGAGCACAUCCCCGGCACGGAGGCGCAUGCACGAGCGAUGCAGCAAAGCAGGAUACCAACAGAAGAGGCCUUCCCCCGGCGUUGGUUCGGAGAUCCCGCACUGAGCCCCCUGGGUGCCAGUUACGGAUACUUCCAGCUGCAGCGCGAGGAUGCCACAGGUGAACUCUUUAUGGUUUUGAAACUCACCAGGUUCUACCUGUCAGAAGAUGAAGAUGCAACCGCAACGGGACGCGUUCAGAUGCAGUUCCUGAAUUUUUGGAAGGAUGUGGUGAGCACAGCGCAGCAGCAUUCGGUAACGCGGCUGCUGGUGGAUCUCUCAGGGAACCCCGGCGGCUUCGUGGACCUGGCGUAUCUCUUCGUGCGCGCCCUCCAUCCGCUGCUGCAGUUCUCAGAGGUGUGCAACGAGUAUGACCGGCCUGCAGGAUCUCUUUUCGAGGUCUGGACGCAGGUGAACGUUACACCUCUGGCAAUUUUUUUAAACAGCACAAAGGAGGCCAAGAAGAGGAUGGAGAGUUUGACGCCAGAGAAGCAGGAACAUCUCAUCAAGAUCUUGCAUGGAGUGACCAAAGCGUGCAUCUCCAUGGAUGUCUUGAGCUAUGACGACUACAUGCUGAUCCAGUCAGCCAUCGAUACCCUGGACAUGGGGGAGAUGGAUGCCUUCACCCUGCAGGAAACCGUGCAAGUCUUGAGCGAAUCCGCAGCAAGUUUUGGGAAUCCGUUCACCUUGUACUUGACCGCCUUCUCGGAGCGGGGUAAGCCCUUUGAUCCCUUUCGGCAGCUGCGCACUGCGCAGCGGGGCGGAAGAGAAACGACGCUCACAGCCAGGUUUCGUGUGGAGGAUUGUGUUUCCGUCUACACCAAGGAGUUCGUGGAUGCGCUGGAAGGGGUGGAGAAUCCAUUUAGCGACAUUUUGUUUUUAUCCGAUGGACUCUGCGGUUCCUCCUGCGACACGGCCUCGCGCACUGCCUACAUGUUGUCGCAGAGGAUGGAGCAUGGCACCUUGGAAGCCCCGGGGUCCAUCCCCAAGAUCCGCUUCGUGACCUUCGGGGGUCUGGGUGGCUCCGCGAGCAGCGCCAAGCGCAGCUUGUCCGCCACGGCUUAUCCCGGCGGCAACGUGAUGUCCGCAGCCAUGGGUUUGCUGUACAACCCUGUCUUCAGCGCCGCAGCACUGGGCUAUCUCGCUGCAACCUGGGCGGGGCUCCAGCAGAUGAAGGCGCAAAUCGACGUCUUUCGACAGCGAAUUCCGCAGUAUCCCUUCUUUUGGGAACAGUUGCCCAAAUACCCUCAGAGUGAGAUGUACCAAAAUGCCCUUGGAAUGGAUGCCCUGCCCUCUGAGUACUACUUCUUCCCCACGGACCUCUUCUUACCCGAGUGGUUCGCCAACGUGGCGGGCGCCCGGCCGUCGAGCUGGAACGAGACGGAGCUCCGUCGGCUGCACCAGGCGGCUGCGCAGGGCUUUCAGCGGACCUCGCCGAGGCUCAUCACGGCGCUUCGAGGUAUUGGUGACACCCGUGAUUUGAAAUUGGCCGCCGUGAUCCUCACUAGUGCGAUGGCGGUCUUCGGUCUGACCUGGAGAUCGUGGCGAAGGCGAACCUCCCAUGGGUCUUUAACGUUGCUGUCCAGUUCGGAGUCUGAGGACCCCUGACCCUUUUUGGCCACAUGGCCACAUGGUCAAUUCCGGUCAGGGUCAAAUUGCCCUGGCUGGUGCUGCGGAAUUCAUGGCGCCCAGUGAAUGGUGUUCUAAGUCCUUUCGUAACAUGACAGGAGGUAAC